CAAAAGUUUAUACGGUAAUCAAAGGCCUACACAGAGUACGAGCAAAGACGCGAAAAUAACGUGCCACGCUCAAUAUAACUUUCAAGAGUUGUCUUGUGAAAAUGCCUCCUAACUGCUUGAUUCAGAAGAAAUCCAAAAGCACAUUGGCACUCCCUGAUUCUAAGUCCACACUUAUUUUAAAUUUAACUCUCGCAAAAUUUUUAUGCUACCCCCAUUUAGCUCAAUUUCUAGCCGCUGGUCGGAAAACAGGCUACUCUCAUCAAGAGAUGUAAUUUGUGAUAAUUCCGAAUCAGCAUAAAUUACUAUUUUGCCGGCAUGGAGCAGAGGUUUCGGGGCAGCUUCGGGGUGUGUAGUGGAAUCAAAAAGACAAGUUACCGUUAGCAGGGUGAGACAUUCCACGGUCAGCUUUCGCCGUGUACAGUUGUAAAGUUCAUUUUCCAUUUUCUCGGUUUUUCUUCGUUAUGCACGAAUGAUACUUUCCGAUUUUUUCAUGAUUCUUUAGUUCUGUCAUUUAAUUACUAUAUUUGUGUACACAAUAAUACAAUUUGUAUUGUAUUACACUGCGUUUAAUUAGGAUACCCAAAACCCCAAGGGUGGCAACACUGCCUUGGUUGGAGGCAUACGUCCCCCUAUUUUUUUCCACCUGGUGGUUUUUAGGGAUUUUCGUGUCCGGCUUUGGUGCACUUUGUUUUCACACUUCAGUCAUAGUUUUCGAAUCUUUGUAACAUCUGCUGACAUUGAAUAAAUGGCACGGUGGCUUGGCUGUCUAACGCGACCAAUCUAAUCACCAUAUGUGUCCGGAUUUAUGUCCGGAUGAGUAGUGGAGGCAAGAUGGUUUUGUUUUAUAUACAAUUUGCAAUUGAGCCUGGGUGCCCUGUGGGUUGAAGAAAGCAAGUGAACGGUCGCUCAGCUAGGUACCAAUCUCUCGCGACAAGAUGGCGACGAGAGGUGCUUCUGAUGAGGGCUAUAGUUGAGGGCUACGAUGCUAUGUAGGCUUCACUUUCAUUCUACCGUACUGGUUUUCAUUGGAAUCUUUUAAGACUUUGCAGACAUUCUGGCUAGUUUACAAGAGUGAACAAUUAAAAUGUUUACAGCCUAUGGAAUGAGGACUUUAACUUUGUCUACAAGCGCACGGUUUCUGCGAGUUUGUCCCUUCCUGUGUCAAAAUUUUCCAUCAUAUACUUUUAAAGAAUUCAGCAAGUCAUACAGCAACUCAUGGCCAGGAGAUGUGAUUGCUAAACCAACAAAGAGAAGUAACAGCCUGCCUUAUGUCAACGUUCCAGACUCCUUCUUGUCUACUAACUUAAAGUCAUCACGCCCAACUAAAGUUAAAAUGAUAAUUGAGAGGAAAAUAAUGUCCCUGAAAACAGUGAAAGAGCAACUGAAAUUUUUUACGGAGGCUAAGUAUGUGGCAGAGACUGUAAACAAGAUUGCCAUACUCUAUAGCAUCGCGAAGAUCAUAGAGGGAGAUGAGGAACAGAAGGAAGUACUAAGACAACAUAAAAGCACAUACAUGGAAUUGCUGGACUCUAUUUCAAAAGAAGUGUCCAAGUGUCUGCCUCAGAAUGUGGCCACAUUAAUGUGGGCACUAGGAAUAAAUCAAGUGAAACAUCCAAAGCUGUUUCACCUUUGCGAGAAGAAGAUUCUGUCUCGGGGUACUUCAGUAUUUGACAAUAAAAAUAUCUGUCAGAUUUUGAGUGGAUGUGCAAGCUUUAACAUGGCAAGAAGUGAAAUAUUUCCCAAGUUUCAAGAAGCUAUUUUAAAUGGAGAGGUGAAGAUCUGUCAUUUUGAAAAUCACCAACUGUCUGGAAUAAUAUUUUCAUUUGCUAAAACAGAGAAUGGUUCCAUUAAACUGUUUGAGGCUUUCUUGGAAGAAAUUCUGUCAAGAGACUUCACAAUGAUUAACAGUAAUGCUUUAGCUGAAUUUGUGUGGUCAUUUGCAAAGAAAGCAGUGGAAGCAGACAAGUUGUUUGACAGAGUAGAAGAAGAGAUUCCAAGACGAGCAACAGCUGACUUGAACAAAACUAGUUUUAUUACUAAGGUACUUUGGGCAUUUGGCAAGGCUGGAAAAGGAAGCAAGCAAUUUUUUGACUAUGUGGACAAUGGUCUUGUCUCACUUGGUGUGGAGAGGUUUAACAAUGUUGAGCUCUUAGACAUCAUUUGGUCUUUUGGAAAGAGGAGUUUUACAAAAGCCAUGGUAUUUGAUGUUGUUAAGGAAGAGUUACUCAAACGUGGUGCCCAUAUGCUUCACACCCAUGAACUUGUGAUGAUCCUACUUUCAUUUUUUGCUGCCCAAAGGCAUGACAACAAGUUAGUUACAGAAAUUGAAACUGAGUUGUGUCUGAGGAAUGGCAAGCAGAUUGCCACUACUCAGUUAUGUCAAGUUGCCUGGUCUCUUGGAAGGAUGGGAAAAGCAAGCAGUCAACUGUUCGAUGUAAUUGAAGCAGAGGUAUUUCAGCGUGGGUUAAAUAAAUUUUCUAAGGAGGAAAAAUUCUUACUUAUGCGAGGAUUUAUUGAGGCCAGCAGAGGAAGUAAAAAGUUCUAUGAAUUUUUAUUUUCUUCCAUUUCAGAAAAAGAUUUUUCUAGUUUUACUGCAAAAGACCUACUUGAAUUUGCUUGGUGUUUCUCUGAGGCUGGUGUUCAACCAGGAACACUGUUUGAUGCCUUAGAAAAGGAAAUCCUAAAUAAGGAGAAAGAGUAUUUCAGUCAGAUACAGGUAAUGUCCAUUAAGAAAAGUUUUCUAAAAGUUGGAAAGGGAAGCAAGGAACUGUUUGAGCUGUAGGUACAGUGUGUAAUCAAAUGAUCAAAUUGGUGACCAAAUGAAGCCUAGAGACUAGUUUAAAGUUAAUUCCAGAUCAUUUAGUUUUUAUCUGUAGGUUGAAGAGCUGUUAUUACAGUUGAGUCUUGCGGUUAAAUAUUCUUUUGUUCAAAAAGUUAUACAAACGAGGUGAAAGGGUCAAUACGUAUGAUUUAUUGACCAAGAUGGCUGGAUAUUGGCCAAGUUCUUUUUUUGCGUGUUUAUGGACCGAGAUGGAGUCGAGGUCC
Orbicella faveolata is the source of this 3045-nucleotide messenger RNA. RefSeq lists its product as uncharacterized. Lineage: Eukaryota; Metazoa; Cnidaria; Anthozoa; Scleractinia; Merulinidae. Gene Ontology annotation, cellular component: ribonucleoprotein granule; mitochondrial matrix. Gene Ontology annotation, molecular function: RNA binding. The record is from RefSeq and is a predicted model, not a curated record. Gene Ontology annotation, biological process: regulation of mitochondrial mRNA stability; mitochondrial RNA processing.